This is a messenger RNA of Lactuca sativa (garden lettuce), 3456 nucleotides long. The record is from RefSeq and is a predicted model, not a curated record. Lineage: Eukaryota; Viridiplantae; Streptophyta; Magnoliopsida; Asterales; Asteraceae.
AUGCCCUCCAAAGUACCAUCGGAUCUGAUCAAUCAAUCUCAGAUCGGAUUCCGAGAAGUCGCCGGACUAUCAUCCUUUAACCCUCAACACCCAACCCUAAAAUCUCUUCCAACCAUUGAAAACUCAAUCUCCGCCCUAGACCUGUCGCCUUCCCGCCUCCGAUGCAAACAUUGUGAAAGGAAGCUCCUCAGAGGAUCACAGUCACUGAUUUGCAUAUACUGUGGGCAAUGCCAGGCCAAAGACCUUCCUCCUGAACCCAUCAUCUUCAAUUCCAUCUCUGGUUACCGUUGGCUACUUCAAUCGUUGAAUUUAAAUGCCUCGGGCGUUUUGAUUCAUUAUCUAGUGUGUUGUGAUGAUAUUACCACUGAAAAUUCAUGUUAUUAUCAGGAAAUGAUUGAGCCUUUGGUGGAAGAAAAGAGAAGAGACACAGUUGGGACUCCAGUUGAAGGUGUAAAAGCUUUGUCUGAGUUCUUAGAUGUGCAGAUUAGAUGGCCAGAUAAGCUUGAGAUACCUGUGACCAGUUAUGUCAACAAGAUGCUUGAUCAUAGCAGUUCUUUAAAUGAUACCACAGUUGGCUGGGAUAACUUUGAACAAAGAGAUAGUGGCUCUGAUGAUGCAUCUGAAGAACUUGCAGUUAGUAGUAAAGAUGAUCAAAGUGAUGGAUUUGGAGAUCAAGAUAAUCUUAGUCUCUUCCAGACUGAUGAUCCUAAAACUGCUGAUAUGUCAUCUGAUUUGAGUGGUGAUCGUGAUGCAGAAAUUGAGGAUUCUAAAGCUAAUGCAUCCGUGUCCUUUGAUUUAAGCAGGAGUUCUUCAUUUGGAGAUGACACAGAAGUUCAAUCUGUGAGUUUUAAGGAACAAAAUGAGGAUUCUGAAACUACUGUUGCCAUGUCUUCUGAUCUUAGAAGGAAUUCUUCUUCUGAAAAUGAGGAAGAGAUUCGAUCUGUGAAUUCUAAAGCACAAAUUGAGGAUUCCAAAGCUAAUGCAUCUGUAUCCUUUGAUUUAAGCAGGAAUUCUUCGUUUGGAGAUGAAACAGAAAAUCCAUCUGUGAAUUUUAGGGAACAGAAUGAGGAAUUUGAAACUACUGCUGACAUGUCAUCUGAACUUAGAAGAAAUUCUUCUUCUGAAAAUGAGGAAGAGAUUGAGUCUGUGAAUUCUAGACCACAAAUUGAGGAUUCCAAAGCUAAUGCAUCUGUGCACUUUGAUUUAAGUAGGAAUUCUUCUUUUGGAGAUGACACAGAAAUUCAAUCUGUGAAUCCUAGGAAUGAGAAUGAUGAUUCUAAAACUACUGAUACCAUGUCAUCUGAUAUGAGGAGGGAUUCUUCAUCUGAAAAUGAGGAAGAGAUUCAGUCUGUGAGUUCCAGAGGACAGAAUGAGGAUUCUAAAACUGCAUCUGUAUCCUUUGAUUUAAGUGGGAAUGAUUCAUCUGAACAUGAUGCAGAAAUUCAACCUGUGAUUUUGAGGGAACAAAAUGAGGAUUCUAAAGCUAAUUCUGCUGAUUUGAGCAGGGAUUCAUCGUCUGAAGAUGACACAAAAAUCCAAUCUAUGAAUUCUAGGAGACAGAAUGAGGAUUCUACAACUGCUGACAUGUCUUUAAAUUUGAAAGACCAUGAUUCAUCUGGAGAUGAAACAGCUGUGAGUUCUAGGGCACAAAAUGAGGAAUUUGAAGCUACUGCUAACCUGUCAUCUGAUUUGAGGAAGGAUUCUUCUUCUGGAGAUGAUACAGAAAUUCAAUCUGUGACUUCAAGGGAACAAAAUGAGGAUCUUAAAGCUACUGCUGCCAUGGCAUCUGAUUUGAACAGGGGUUCUUCAUCUGGUGAUGACACAGAAAUUCAAUCGAUGAAUUCUAGGGCACAAAAAGAGGAUUUUGAAGCUACUUCUAACCUGUCCUCUGAUUUGAGGAGGGAUUCUUCAUCUGGAGAUGAUGCAGAAAUUCAAUCUGUGAAUUCUAAGAGACAUGAUGAGGAUUCUAAUACUGCUACUAUAUCCUCUAAUUCAAGUGACCAUGGCUCAUUUGGAAAUGAUGCAGAAAUUCAUACUAUGAAUUCAAAGGCACAAAAUGAGGAUCUUAAAGCUACUGCUGCCAUGGCAUCUGAAUUGAACAGGGAUUCUUCAUCUGGGGAUGACACAGACAUUCAAUCGAUGAAUUCUAGGAGACAAAAUGAGGAUUCUAAAACUGCUUCUGUAUCCUUUGAUUUGAGAAGUGAUGAUUCAUCUGAACAUGAUGCAGAGAUUCAGCAUGUGAAUUCGAGGGCACAAAAUGAGGAUUCUAAAGCUACUUCUGCUAACUUUAGCAGGGAUUCUUCAUCUGAAGAUGACAAAGAGAUUCAAUCUGUGAAUCAUGAUCCAGAACUCCAGAAUGUGAAUUCUAGGGCACAAAACGAGGAUGAUUCUAAAGCUACACCUGCCAUGUCAUCUGAUUUGAACAGGGAUUCUUCUUCAUCUGGAGAUGAAAGAGAAAUUCAAUCUGUGAAUUCUAGGAGACAGAAUGAUGGUUCUAAAACUGCUACUAUAUCUUCCAAUUUGAAUGAUGAUGAUUCAUCUGAACACCAUUCAGAAACUCAGCCUGUGAAUUCUAGGGCACAAAAUGAGGAUGAUUCUAAAGCAUCUGAUUUGAGAAUGAAUUCUUCUUCAUCUGGAGAUGACACAGAAAUUCAGUCUGUGAAUUCAAGGAGACAGAAUAAGAGUUCUAAAACUGCUUCCAUUUCCUCUAAUUCAAGUGAUGAUGAUUCAAAAUUUGAGCCUGUGAAUUCGAGGGCACAAGAUGAGGAUUCUAAAACUGCUACUACCAUAUCCUCUAAUUUGAGCGAACACAAUUCAUUUAGAAAUGAUGCAGAAAUUCAUCCUGUGAAUUCGAGUCCACAAAAUGAGGAUUCUAAAGCUACUGAUUCUUCUUCUGGAGACGAAAAUGAGGAUUCUACAACUUCUGCCAUACCCUCUAAUUUGAGCAAUGAUGCAGAAAUUCAUCCUGCUGCUGAUUUAAACAGGAAUUCUUCAUCUGGAGAUGAAAAUCAUAGCACACAUGACAAGGAUUCUAGAGAUGAUGCAGAAAUUGAGUCUAUGAAUUCCAGUAGAAGAAUGUAUGCUAAGACUACUACCAAAUCCCCUGAUUCUUCUUCUACUACAACUCCUGCUACUAAUAAUAAUACUUCAUUUGGACAUGAUGAUGAUUUGAGUCGUGGUGAUGGUGAUGCUUCAUCUGGAGAUGAUAUAGAUUUCCAGUCUGGACAUUCCGGAUGGAAUGAUGAUUCCAAAGCUUCUACUGUCAAAUCCUCUGAUUUUAGGAGCGAUUAUUCUUCAUCUGGAGAUGAUGUGGAAAUCCAAUCUGGUAUGCAAAAUCAGGAUUUCAAAUCUCAAGAUUUAAACACCCAAAAUCUUAACAACACUUUACACUCUCAUCCUUCCAUCAAUCAUGAUGACAACAUUCAAGAAAACCCGGCUCCCAUUCACAAAGAUUAA